Molecule: messenger RNA, 1098 nt
Organism: Cryptomeria japonica (Japanese cedar)
Lineage: Eukaryota; Viridiplantae; Streptophyta; Pinopsida; Cupressales; Cupressaceae
Product: BURP domain-containing protein 16-like
Exons: 2
Coding region: 1-1098 (365 amino acids)
Source: RefSeq, a predicted model, not a curated record
AUGGCUGGAACUACAAUUCUCAAGCUUGGGCUCUGUGGAAGCAUAUUCUGUCUGAUGAUGUAUCUUCUUCUGGCUGGUGAUGUGUCAGAGUUGUCUGUAUGGAAAGAUGAACUCCAUGGGCUAAGGAUGCCCAGCGAACUGGCUCGGUUUAUGUCUCCCUUAAACCAUGAGGAAACUUUGUUGCUUGCAGAGGGGUUUGCAACAAAAGGCCUGCAAGCUAUUGCGGAGGAAAAUAGUUUGUGCAAAAGAGCAGGGCUUUUAUGUGAAAAAACUCAGAUAUCAAAGUUGGAUCCAUGCGAUGCAAGGAAACCAUACAAGAAAAGAAAGCUACUAGACCUUGUACAAGAUGGUUUUGUGACUGGUUGCCCACAAACAGUAAUGCCAAAUGACGUGGAGGGGAAGCAAUUACACAGUAAUUUCUUCCGAGUAAAAGAAAUUCUUACAGUUGGAGAAAAGCUGAUAUUUCCUGAUUUUCAUGACGAUGCUGUCAAUGAGAAUGUGUCAUUUCUCCCACAUAAAAUUGCACAAAACAUUCCUUUCCAAAGCCAACAAGUGUUGAACUUAGUAGAGGCCUUUCACAUUCCAUCCACUGGAUGGGAGCUUCUAAUAAAGGAAAUGGCUUCAACUCUUAAGGUAUAUGAAGCACCUCCUUCUAGCAUAGAGACCAAAAGAUGUGUUAUUUCUAUAGAGUUUAUGGCAAAGUUUCUGUCCAGUGUCAUUGGUGGGUCCAACCAUAAGCAGAAUGUUGAAGUGGUGGAGGGCAUUGCCUCAACCGAAAAACUCUCCAAACGUGUGGUUACAGUAAAGGGCGCAAAACUCUUGGCUCUAUCCUCAAUCAAACAUGUGGCUUGUCACUCUAUGUUAUUUCCUUUUAAAGUUUAUUACUGUCAUUAUGUGAAGAGUACAAAUAUGUAUUUGGUAGCAUUGAAGGAUGAGCAAAGUGGAAUUGAGCAGAACGUGGUUGCUGAAUGUCAUAUGGAUACUAAACCUUAUCCUGCUGAAAGCCUGGAGCUGCUCGACCUCAAACUAAAACCAGGAGAGGGCGAAUUUUGUCACUGGGUUCCUAGCGAUACUCUUCUUUUCAUUGGGAAGGUUUGA